Molecule: messenger RNA, 1946 nt
Organism: Vitis riparia (riverbank grape)
Lineage: Eukaryota; Viridiplantae; Streptophyta; Magnoliopsida; Vitales; Vitaceae
Product: cyclin-A1-4-like
Exons: 11
Coding region: 149-1618 (489 amino acids)
Biological process (GO): mitotic cell cycle phase transition; regulation of cyclin-dependent protein serine/threonine kinase activity
Cellular component (GO): nucleus; cytoplasm; cyclin-dependent protein kinase holoenzyme complex
Molecular function (GO): cyclin-dependent protein serine/threonine kinase regulator activity
Source: RefSeq, a predicted model, not a curated record
CUCUUCUCUUCAUCAAGAAUAAAAAACCAUACAUAAACCCUAAUUGCUUCAAGAAUUAUAUACCCUUUCGCUCAAUAAGGUUUCUUCCAGUGCAUUUCGCGACCAAGAAAGUUAAAACUACCGUCGUUUUUGCAGAGUAAUUCCGGCCAUGUCGACGCGUAGUCGCGGGUUACGGUCAUCUUCCAUAGCGAAGAGGCCUCCGACGACGGAGGAUCACGGAAAGGACGUCAUGGCGGCCAAGAAACGACCGCCUCUCAGAAACGUGACCAACGAAAGAAAGGGACCUCAGAUUGGUGCAUCAAAUGCUAUGGCACCAUGCACAGCAAAAACUUUCAAGAUAAAGAAGAGAUCUUUGACCUGCAUUCGUGGUACAAGCCUCUCUCAAAAUACUUUCCCUGCAUCCUUGAAUGUAAAAUCAAGUCCUGCUGUUUCUUGUGAGGAUACAUGCUUCCCCAAGAGUGAUCAACCUGUUGGUAGUCUUACCAGUCUUUCUGCUUCCAGCAGCAUGGUUAGUGUCCUUUCUGCCCCUAGAACUAUGGGUGUUUCCCCAAGUCGAUCAGAUGGUUCAGUUUCUUUAGAUGAGACCAUGUCUACUUGUGAUUCUUUGAAGAGUCCAGAAUUUGAAUAUAUCAACAACCAUGAUGCUUCUGCAGUUAGUUUUGUUGAGACAAAGACAGGUACCUGUCUCCAUCUUUCGAAGCAUGUGGAAAUAACAGGAAAUAUCUGCAAGGGAGAUGUGGAGGUGGAAACAAUUGACAAAAUUGUUAAUGUUGAUAAAAAUUUCCUGGAUCCACGGUUUUAUGCAACCAUCGAUUGUGAUAUCUACAGUAACUUGCGUGCAUCUGAGGCAAAGAAACGGCCUUCCAUUGACUUCAUGGAAAGGGUUCAGAAAGACAUUAAUCCCAGCAUGCGUGCAAUACUCAUUGAUUGGCUUGUGGAGGUAGCUGAAGAAUACAGGCUUGCACCAGAUACACUAUUUUUGACUGUUAACUACAUAGAUCGUUAUCUUUCUGGCAAUGUUAUGAAUAGGAAGCAGCUACAAUUGCUUGGCAUUGCCUGCAUGAUGAUUGCAGCUAAAUAUGAGGAGAUUUGUGCGCCCCAGGUGGCAGAGUUCUGUUACAUAACUGAUAACACAUACUCCAAGGAGGAGGUUUUGCAAAUGGAAUCUGCAGUCUUGAAUUAUUUGAAGUUUGAAAUGACAGUCCCAACAACUAAAUGUUUUUUGAGGCAAUUUAUUCAUGCUGCUCAAGGGAACAAUAAGGAUCCAUCAUUGCAACUGCAAUGCUUGGCAAGCUACCUUACAGAGUUAUCACUCCUAGAGUACAACAUGCUUUGUUAUGCACCAUCACUAAUAGCUGCUUCUGCGACUUUCUUGGCUAGAUUUAUACUUUUCUCAGCAGAGAAGCCUUGGAAUUCUAUGUUGGGGCAUUAUACACAUUACCUGCCCUCUCAUUUGCAUGAUUGUGUUAAGGCAUUACAUCAUCUUUGCUGUAACAACCAUGGUUCUGGUUUACCCGCAAUUAAGGAGAAAUACAGUCAGCAUAAGUAUAAAUUUGUGGCAAAGAAGUAUUGCCCCCCUUGUGUGCCUCCAGAGUUUUUUGAAGACCCAAGCGACUAGAUGUCAGAUAAGUAUGGCAAUGCUUGGCUGAAUAGACUUGGAUGUUUCUGCUGUCAGCUGUGUGGUCUUUCCUGGUGAUGUGUUUUUGGAGUUUCAAGUAGCAUAGUCUUCUUCUACUGUUUCAUUCCACUCUUCUCUGUUGAAGAUGAACCCACCAGGUUCAUAUCGUACGUAAUGUGUUCUUGUUUAAAUUUCUUUAGUUUACCCCAAUUUUCAACCUUGUACAUGACCAUUUCUUUUAAUGCAUCUUGAUAUUCAACUGUACAUAAACAUUCCUUUCAAUGAUCCCUUCUCUUUCAUGGAAAACAAAUGGGGAAAAUAAAUUGAG